CUCAAGUUGUAUUGUUGGAUACUUUCAUGCUUUUGUGUGAUAUAUUGUGAUACGUUAAUUUAUCUUCUAUUUAUCUAAUUUAUUUAUUUUUUGUAUUAUCUGACAUUGUCCUCUUUGACUGCCAUGUUGCUGAUUCCGAAGAAGAAGAAGCUUGAGAGAUAAAUUAUUAGGUAUAUCCUUAAAGAUGCGCGUCACAGCCUGUCGGGCAUUAAGCAGGAUGCUUUGGGGGAGGUAUUUAUUAACAACUGGACUCCAGUGCUGCAGAUGGAGGGUGAGCUGUCAUGUAAAGAGGCAUUACAGCUUCCUUCCAGAUGAUGUCAAAUCGCUGAAGGCUGUGGUCAAUCCUGAUAUAUCCAAAAUCCGAAACAUCGGCAUCAUGGCCCAUAUCGAUGCAGGAAAGACAACAACCACAGAAAGGAUGCUUUAUUACUCUGGCUAUACGAGAGCACUGGGAGAUGUGGACGAUGGGGAUACAGUCACAGACUUCAUGGCUCAGGAGAGGGAGCGUGGCAUCACCAUUCAGUCGGCAGCCGUCACGUUUGAUUGGAAAACUCAUAGAAUAAACCUCAUAGACACCCCAGGACACGUCGACUUCACUCUGGAGGUCGAGCGGUCGCUCCGCGUUCUGGACGGGGCCGUCGCGGUGUUUGACGCUUCCGCCGGGGUCGAGGCUCAGACCGUGACCGUGUGGAGACAAGCAGAGAAGCACCACGUCCCCUGUGUUUGCUUCCUGAAUAAGAUGGACAAGCCUGCAGCCAACCUAAGUUUUUCCAUUGAGAGCAUAAAACAGAAGUUAAAAGCCAAUCCAGUCCUCCUGCAGAUUCCCGUCGGCAGUGGCAAACGCUUCUCGGGCGUGGUCGACUUGUUAACCAAUCAGAAGCUGACGUGGAACCAGACAUCCACGAGAGACGACGGGCAGACGUUUGAAAGCAAAGCUCUCGACCAAUCGGACGAGCCGGAGCUCCUGCGGGAGGUUGGCGAGGCCAGAGCCGCUUUGAUCGAACAGGUCGCUGAUCUGGACGAUGAGUUUGCCGAACUGUUGCUGACCGAUUUCGGUGACGACUUCGACGCCGUUUCCUCCGUCAAACUGCAGGAGGCUGUGCGGCGGGUGACUCUGGCCCGUAAAGGCGUCCCGGUGCUCUGCGGCAGCUCUCUGAGGAACAAAGGGGUUCAGCCUCUUUUAGACGCCAUCACCGCCUACCUGCCCGCCCCCAACGAACGGCACCACGACCUCGUGCGGUGGUACGAGGGCGACCUCUGUGCUCUGGCCUUCAAGGUUCUCCAUGACAAGCAGCGAGGUCCUCUGGUAUUCCUCCGGAUUUACUCCGGCACUCUGAAACCACAAACCGCGGUGUACAACAUCAACAGGAACAGCGUUGAGAGGAUGAGCCGGCUGCUGGUGCCGUUUGCUGACCAGCACGUAGAAAUCCAGUCCAUGACGGCAGGAAACAUCGCACUGACGGUUGGACUGAAGCAGACGGUGACGGGGGACACUAUCGUUUCAUCGAAAGCUUCGGCGGCGGCCGCAGCUCGCCGAGCCCGAGAUGGCGGCGGGGCGGUGGCGGAAUACGCCAGCGUCGUCCUUUCGGGGGUGGAGGUCCCCGAACCCGUCUUCUUCUGCACCAUUGAACCCCCCACCAUGGCCAAACAGGCCGAUCUGGAGAAUGCGCUGCAGUGCCUCCAGAGAGAAGACCCCAGUCUCAAAGUGAGGGUGGACCCGGACUCCGGCCAGACUAUUCUGUGCGGGAUGGGCGAGCUGCACAUCGAGAUCGUCCACGAUCGGAUCAGAAGAGAGUACGGCAUCGAGACUCACCUGGGGCCGCUGCAGGUGGCCUACAGGGAGUCCAUCCUCCUCAGCGCGGCGGCGACCGAUACCCUGGACCGCACCGUGGGGGAGAGGCGGCACGUGGCGACCGUGGAGCUGAGGGUGGCGCCGCUCGACGGCGCCGCCGCAGGCGCCUCGUGUGAAUUAGCUUUUGCGGAGAACCUGGAGACGCAGCUGUCGCCAGACAUGAAGCGAGCCGUGGAGAACGGAGUCCACAGCUCCUAUCAUCAAGGUCCAUUGCUAGGUUACCCUUUACAGGGCGUAGCUACGCUGAUCCAAAGUGUCCACAUGGAACCGGGAACCUCUGCCGCCAUGGUGUCGGCGUGCGUGUCCCGCUGCAUGCUGAAGGCCCUGAGGCUGGCAAGAGGUCAGGUCCUGGAGCCGGUGAUGUCCCUGGAGGUGACGGUGGGGGAGGAGCUUCUCGGCUCCGUGUUGGGCGACUUGGCCCAGAGACGAGGGACCGUCCGGGACAUCCAGAGUCGCCACGACGACAAGGUGCUGCUCGCCACCGUGCCCCUGGCUGAGAUGAGGGACUAUUCCACCAUCCUGCGAACACUGACGUCCGGCAAUGCCACCUUCUCUCUGGAGCUGGACACCUAUGAGGUCAUGAACCAGCAGGACCAGAGCACGCUGCUCAGAAGGAUGUCCGGUCUGCUGUGAGCCCCGGGUCUCAUGAGUGAAACGCAUCAGUGAUGGAACAAACGGCCAUAGUAAAAUGAUGUUUGUAGUAAAUUCACUCUACGAACAUCUUUUUACUGGUACUUAUGUUCAUAUUUACUCCAGGAAAGAGCUCACAACUAAUUGUGUACACUGUUCUUAGUUCGAUGAUGCGCAGUAUUAUACUGGGGACGAGGUUACGGAGAUGACCCGCAGGUGUACGCCUAGAAAAAACAUGUACAUGUACCUUUUGAGUUGAAUUACUAUUAUCUGACUAUUAGUGCCAUUUAUGAGCGUAAGUUAAAUACUGUGUCAGUUCAUGGGACGAUGAUCAGAA
Molecule: messenger RNA, 2819 nt
Organism: Pseudoliparis swirei
Lineage: Eukaryota; Metazoa; Chordata; Actinopteri; Perciformes; Liparidae
Gene: gfm2
Product: GTP dependent ribosome recycling factor mitochondrial 2
Exons: 20
Coding region: 185-2485 (766 amino acids)
Biological process (GO): ribosome disassembly; mitochondrial translation
Cellular component (GO): mitochondrion
Molecular function (GO): GTP binding; translation elongation factor activity; GTPase activity
Source: RefSeq, a predicted model, not a curated record